AAAAAAAAAGUGGCAGCGUUUUAGAAAAUGGGGAAAAAGUAGGAAUUCGUCCAGCUGAUAAAGUCCACAGUGAGCGUGAUUCCUGUUCUUCAUCUGUCCUGGGGAACGUUUACAGACUGUUCACUGUUAAAACUCUGGGAUGUUGGUGUGUGUGUGAGCCCCUGUGGAUCCAGUGGCGUGGAGUGUGUGUGUGUAGGAAUCCUCUGGUAUGGAGCAGGACGACUUUCCUCCCCCUCCUCCUGAUGUCCUGGACGAGGAGGAAGAAGAAGGAGAAAGUUUUGAAUUUGAUGACGAAGCUCCUGAGUCCGAGCGUCCUCCCUCCUUCCCUCCUGCUCUGGAUCGUGACUCGUCUCUACGAGCCGUCCAGGUUCUGGAGGAUGCGGAGGCUGAUCUUCCACCACCGCCACCUCAGACCUGCCCUUCAGCUCCAUACGCAGACUUUCCUCCUCCUCUUGACGAGGGACAAAUUCAGGACUGUUCUGAUAAGGAGCUUCCUCUGCCUCCAGACGGUGCUGAUACACAAGUGAUUCCUGGGUCCCGACCCAAAGUCAACCCGUACUCCGUGAUAGACAUUUCUCCCGAGAGCCUGCCUUUGUUGUCUUCUCCAGCCAAUGGAAAAGAAGGUGAUGCCCAGGAAGUACCCAGCAGCCCCGGUACGCCCUCUGGAUAUUCAGUGCCCGUGCCCUGCGGCUACGCCACGCCCUCCAGCGUCCCCAUCCUCACCCCCACGUACAUCACACCCGUCAUCAUCAGACACUUCUCAGUGGACGAAGAAGUGACCAUUAUGGGGGCGGGGCCUACACAGACUGACAGCGUCUUCACCGAAGAUCAUCCAGUCAUAAAAGAGGAAGACGCUCUGGCUAAGUGGGCCUCGGACCCUGCUAACACGGCCUGGAUGGAGAAUCCAGAUGAAGUUAUUUAUGACGACGUUCCGAGGGAGAAUUCGGGAUCCACUACAGACGUGGAUGAGAUGAUCUAUGAUGAUGUGGAGCUGGGUGAGGAGGGAGGCAGCAGCUCCGUGGAGAACGGCUGGAGCUCCAGUGAGUUCGAGAGCUACGACGAGGAGAGCGAUGGAGAGAGCGGGAACGGAGAGAACGGCCUCCUCCCCAAUGCCUUCAUCCGCCGACACACACCCAGCACCAAAACACACCUCUCUCAAGAUCUGACUCGCUUGAAAGAGCAUUAUGAGCGCAAGGUGAAAGAUCUCAUGACGAAUGCAGUGGGCGCGGUUGAGCUGCAGCAGCUCAGACACAAACAUGAGCAGAAGAUGCAGAAGUUUGUGAGGGCGGCCAAGCACGGCACCAAAGACGGCCUGGAGAAGACCAAAGCGGCGGUGAAGAAGGGGAAGUCCUUCAUACGAACCAAGUCUUUCGGUCACGAGAGGAAGUCAUCAUGUUUUGAGGAAGAGCCAUCCGAGUUCUUCAUCGAGGUGGAGUGUUUAAAUGUGGAACCUGUGUUAGGCCCCGCCCCUGAGGGCCUAACUCAACAGCAGGUGGUGAGGAGAUGUAUUCUGGAGUCAAUAUUAGAGAGUGAGAAGAAUUAUUUGGACUCACUGAAGAGAAUAUUAGAGCACUAUGAGAAGCCCCUACAGGAGAUGGAUCCUGGACUGCUGAGCGACAGGAAGUGUAAGGUGGUGUUUUACCGUGUGAGGGAGAUCCUACAGUGUCACGCCAUGUUCCAGAUCGCUCUGGCCAGCCGUGUGGCAGACUGGGAUCAGCUCCAGACGAUCGGGGACGUGUUCGUCGCCUCACUCCUGAGUGUCGGGAGCAGGUAUCUGAUCCGCUCGGACGAUGUGGUGGAGACGGUGUACAACGAGCGAGGAGAGAUCAUCAAGACCAAAGAGCGCCGUCUUUUCCUGCUUAAUGACGUGCUCAUGUGCGCCACACCUAACCUGCGGUCUCCUCAGGACGGCGGAGGUGCCGUCGUUCCUUCAGGCCAACGUUUCCUGUUGAAGUGGAGCGUUCCUCUCAGCCUGGUGGAACCGGUGGAGUUUGGUUCCUCUGAGGAGAUGGGAGACUCCGCCCCUUUCCCCGCCCCUCACUCCGGGGAGAAGGUGGUCAUCAAUGCCAUGCCAAAUAAGUUGUACGUGGGACCAGGUCAGCUGUAUCAGGACCUGCAGAACCUGAUCCAUGACCUUGGCCUUGUCAAUCAAAUCUCCACCAUGAUCAACAGCCUAAAGGGCAACUACCAGAAUGUGAAUGGGACAGUAGCACAGGACUGGAUCUCGGGUCUUCAGCGUCUUAUCCAGAAGAAAGAGGAGGAGAUUAGAGCUGCCGAUCGCUGCCGUAUCCAACUGCAGCUACCUGGAAAACAGGACAAAUCGGGCCGUCCCACGUUCUUCAUGGCCGUCUUCAACACCCUGAGCCCGUCCAUCAAGCAGGCCUGGAUCACCAACCUGCAGAUGUCCAAGCUGGCUCUCGAGGAACCUAACGUACAGGGCUGGUUCAUCGCAGAUGAUGAUGGGAAUCAGAUUAAGAAGCAGAAACAUCCGCUGCUCCUCAAGCACCUGCCUGUGGUCAUGUCCAGACUGCAGGAGUUUAAAGUGGAGUGUGCGGUCCAUAACCCAGAACCCCACAUUAACAGCGAGAGCACGGCGGACAUGCCGGUGGUGGGACACGGCUGUGUUUGGGUUGCCAGCUGCACCAAUCAGAUGGCUCAGAUUGCCGUAGUGGCCAUGCAGAACUCCAGCCCGAAGGUGACCGAGUGUUUCAACGUGGAGUCACGGAUACUCUGCAUGACCUACGUACCUGCGGAGGAGCCCCUGGAGGACGGAGAGGGAAGCCCCGAGCCUCAGAGCUGCACCACGCCAACCGUCUGUGUGGGGACUGAAGAGGGCAGCAUCUCCAUCUAUAAGAGCAGUCAGAGGUCCAAGAAGGUUCGAUUGCAGCAUUUCUUCACGCCGGAUAAAGCGGCUGUGACUUGUUUAGCGUAUAAGAGUCCGUUUCUGUACGCCGGCCUGGUCAGCGGCUCCCUCGCCGUCUACUCGCGAACACCAGACGGUUCAUGGGAUUCCUCCAGCGUGCGGUUAUUGAAGCUCGGUGUGCUGCCGGUGAAGGCCCUGCUGGCCGUCGGGGAGUGUGUGUGGGCCUCAUCGGGUGGACACGUCUUCGUCAUCGACGCUCUCACACACACUAUGGAGCACCAGUUGGAGGCGCAUCAGGAGGAGGGAAUGGUCGUGUCCCAAAUGGUGGUAGCUGGAGUGGGCAUCUGGAUCGCUUUCAGCUCAGGGUCCACACUCCGCCUGUUUCACACUGAGACACUGGAGCACCUGCAGGACAUCAACAUUGCUACACCUGUCCACAACAUCCUCUCAGGUCAUCAGAGGGUUUCUGUGAGCAGCCUGCUAGUGUGUCAUGGUUUGCUGAUUGUGGGGACAAAUCUUGGGGUGACGGUGGCUCUGAGCGUCCCCCGACUACAGGGCAUCCCCAAGGUCACAGGACGAGGUAUGGUGUCCUUCCACGCUCAUUACAGCCCUGUGAAGUUCCUCAUCAUGGCGUCGCCCGUACGGAACGCUGUCCCCACCAUCAGCGACUCAGCCAGUCAGCGUGUCCCUGCACCAGAAGAGGACGGCUGUCCUGACGGAGACGGCAUCCAUCCCGUCCCCAUCCGCCAGGACUCGCUCUCAUCUUCCCGCAGCUCCCUGGAGCACGGGCCAGAGGAUGGCGCCAUCUACGACCUUCUCAGUGACCCGGCGUUCUCCCAGAACACAAAGCGCAACACUCAGCGAUCGAACCUCAGCUCGGUGCUGGUGCUGUCCGGCGGCUCGGGCCACAGAAGAAUCAACAGGAAGAGCAAAGCGGCGCGACAUGAAGAAAACCUGCCCACGGUCAUGGUGUGGCAGAUCCCAGUGUCUGAAGUGUGAUCCAGGAUGAGGACUGUGGUAAGGACGAUGAUGAUGAUGAUGAUGAUGAUGAUGAUGAGGAGGAUAAUAUUUCAUGGCCUGAUGUAAUUCCUGUGCGUUUUGGAGGUGUUCCCCUCCUCUGUACUGUACGUGUGUGCAGGCUCUACAGACUCAGCAUUGGUGUAAACUCUGACAGAGAGGAAAAAGGAAAGAAGACGAGCUGGACGAUUGAUCUCGCUGAUCACUCCAGCACCGUGUGUGUGUGUGUGCACGUGUGUGUGUGUGUGUGUGCACGCGCACGCAGUGUCACCAGUGGGAUCUGUAAUAGCAGAAUCUUAAUGGACGACUUACUUGAAAAGGCUCUUCGUGGGAAUCUAAAUCACUGCGACACCACUGAACAUUCAUUCUCCUUUUCUUCUGUGCUAAUUGAAGUAACACCGCUAAUGCAAAGGUUUCUUUUCAUCUUUAGCUGCCGUGUGCUUAUAAUUCUUAAUUCCACUUCAUAUUUAUAUAUAAAACACUCUGAAAGUUUAGAUUUUAUCCUUGUAGUUUAAAAAAAUUUGAAUAUUUCAAAGUUUUCUAGAAACCGAGUGCAAUCCGAGUGAGGGACCGAACUCACUCACUGUUGUUCACUUUAAGUGAAGUUCACCGACGCUCACGAAGACGGCACAACGGAACACCGUGCAAAGUAAAUCUGUACAUUUACAAAUUUUGAAGUGUGUUUAAAAAAAAAAAAAAAAAACUUUUUAGAAAAUUUGCUGCUUCACACCAGUUGUUUUUCAUAGAGAAAAAAUUCUAUUCUGUCCUUAUACUGACAUAACCAAAAAAAAAAAGUGUGAAAUAUACCAAAAAAAAUCUAAAACGUUUUGUCUCCUCACCAAAAAAAAAAAAAUAAAUACUGGGGUGAAGUUAUACUUAGUUGAUCCUCUUAACCCACACUUUUUUUUUUUUUUUUUUUUUUUUUUUUUUUUUUUAUUUUUUUAAGGAAAAAUCCCCGGACGGAAUUUCUGGCUGGCCAGAUUUCCUACUCCAUAUUAAACCCCGACAGAUUUAUUUGACACCAUUUUUUUUAGAAUUUAUCCACAUAUGGGUAUUUAAUACGCUGGAGGAAAAAAGGAAGCAUUAUAAGAAAAAAUCAGUAUCGUUUUGAUGUUUUGUUUUUAACUCAUCUUAAUAUUUGUGCCUUUUUUUCUAACGUCUGUUAUGUUACUUAAAGGAAAAUUUGUAAAAGUUUUUUUGUGUUUAUUGAUUUGUGCUCUCUUUAUCUGUCAGACGAAUAAUAAACGUAGACGCCUGUGUCUGUCUUCCCUUCA
Molecule: messenger RNA, 5154 nt
Organism: Tachysurus vachellii
Lineage: Eukaryota; Metazoa; Chordata; Actinopteri; Siluriformes; Bagridae
Gene: arhgef10
Product: Rho guanine nucleotide exchange factor (GEF) 10
Exons: 27
Coding region: 209-3862 (1217 amino acids)
Biological process (GO): positive regulation of stress fiber assembly; actin cytoskeleton organization; mitotic spindle assembly
Cellular component (GO): centrosome
Molecular function (GO): guanyl-nucleotide exchange factor activity; protein binding
Source: RefSeq, a predicted model, not a curated record